This is a messenger RNA of Suillus clintonianus, 1584 nucleotides long. Its product is annotated as plasma-membrane choline transporter-domain-containing protein. Bases 1 to 1584 code for a protein of 527 amino acids. The record is from RefSeq and is a predicted model, not a curated record. The transcript has 18 exons. Gene Ontology annotation, molecular function: transmembrane transporter activity. Gene Ontology annotation, cellular component: plasma membrane. Gene Ontology annotation, biological process: transmembrane transport. Lineage: Eukaryota; Fungi; Basidiomycota; Agaricomycetes; Boletales; Suillaceae.
AUGUCCGAUUGGAACAAGGAUCAGUGGGGAGUACAACAGGGACGGGGGUAUCCGCCGUUCUAUGCACAUGGUGGGGAGCCAAAGCCAGGACACUCUCAACCAUAUGCGCAACCAGUCGUUCAGCCGCAGUACGAUCCACAAGCAUUCGGAAACCAAAAAUCUCCAUUCGAUGACGGUCGGUUUCAACCGAAGAAGCGGGUCAAUGAUAUUUUCUUUCUGAUCCUUUUCAUUCUGCAGUUUGCAGGGUUCGUUGCGCUUUCAGGGAUUGCUCUCUCAGAAUACGUGUCGGGUAAUGGGCUUGGAGGUGGUGUAGGAAAUGGCUCUCAGGUCGGCUCGUCGGUGACCCUCAAUCGACAUACGGUCUAUCUUCUGCUGUUUGUCACCGCAGCAGCUCUUGUCCUGUCUAUGGCCUACCUGAUGCUCGCACGCCUCUUUACACGGGCCUUGAUGCACAUUACUCUCAUUCUGUCUAUCAUACUUAACAUCGGCAUUUGCAUCUAUUACUGGACUACUGGCUACUAUUCUGGUGCCAUCAUAUUCACUAUCAUUGCUUUAUUCUCGAUCUUUGCCUAUUUUGGCUUUAGGUCCCGCAUUCCGCUAGCAUCCCUCCUCCUGCAAGUAGUAAUAGAUGUCUCCAAGCACCACAAGAGCGUCUAUGUUGUUGCCUUCAUCGCCUUGAUCUUGCAAGCUGCCCUGAGUGUGUGGUUUUCAUAUACACUGAUUGCGAUGCAAGUUUACACGAAAUGGACACCUGGCAAUCCAAGUUGCGAUAACGGAACAUCUUGUUCUGGGAGCACUGUAGCAGGCCUAGUAUUCUACGCAGUAUUCUCAUAUCUCUGGACAUCUCAAGUCAUUGGUAACGUCGCCUUAGCCACUCUUGCUGGUGGAGCGUAUGGAAGUUGGUAUUACUUCGGGCCUCGAGAGCAAGGACAAAUGCCAAAGCAUCCGACCCUCAGCGCUUUUGGACGUGCUUCGACGCUCUCUCUUGGGUCAAUAGCAUUCGGAUCCCUUAUUGUCACUAUUCUGGAAGUCGUCCGCCUCAUUUUGAACGCUGCGAGGAACAACGCAAAUGCGCAAGGGAGUUUUGUGGAGGCGUGUCUUGCAUGCUGCGCAGAGUUCUUCGUUGGAUGUAUUGAAGGAAUGGUAAGGUACUUCAAUAGAUAUGCCUACAUCGAAAUUGCACUCUAUGGAAAGCCCUACAUUCGAGCAGCGAAAGACACUUGGACUAUGUUCAUGGAUCGUGGGAUUGAUGCGCUUGUCAACGAUUCUUUAGUUGGCAUGACUUUGAUGUGGGGAGCGUAUGUCAUCGGGCUUCUAUGCUCACUCUUUGGGUAUCUAUACCUGCGCCUGACGCACCCCGCCUACAACGCCGAUGGGCAAUACACAGCACCGGUAGUCUUGUUUGCAUUCCUCAUUGGAUUGCAAUGUUCAUUGACAAUGUCAACUGCCAUCGAGGCUGGUGUAUCUACUAUCUUCGUAGGUCUCGGUGAAGAUCCGCAGAUAUUAGCUACGCGCGCACCUGACCUAUUUGGGCUUAUUGCUCUUACCUAUCCUCGUGUUGUUCAGGGGGUACCAAGGGUCUGA